Molecule: messenger RNA, 566 nt
Organism: Microtus oregoni (creeping vole)
Lineage: Eukaryota; Metazoa; Chordata; Mammalia; Rodentia; Cricetidae
Product: rhox homeobox family member 1-like
Exons: 2
Coding region: 14-457 (147 amino acids)
Molecular function (GO): DNA binding
Source: RefSeq, a predicted model, not a curated record
CUUCUACUCUCACAUGGAGGACUAUGGAGAGGACAGCAGCCCCCACCCUGAACAGGGGGCAGCAGCUGAAGUGGGGGGCAGCUUCUGUGAAGGAGCUCUGAGCCUGGACCACAGUGAGAAUCCAGAGGACAACCAGGCCCAGGGGGGGCAUGUGAGCCCUCAUGAUAACCUGGAUCCCGAAGAUGACAUCAACAGCCAGGAGCCCAUGGAGGUGGACCCAGAGGAGGCAGCCCUUGAGAUGCCUGAGGUUCGAAGGAGCAGGCCCAGCAGGCCCCGCAAUCAGUUCCACUUCACACACUGGCAGGUGCGGGAAAUGGAGACUGUUUUCCAAGAAACCCAGUACCCAGAUGUACUCACAAGGCUUGGUUUAACAACAGGCGAGCCAAACAGAGGGCCCGGGAGAAGAAAGCAAUGCUCAGGAGUGCACCACGUGGGAUCCAGGACCACAUCUGCAUGAUGGAUGUGGAGGAGCCCUAGAGUGCCAUCCUUGCCCAGGAGGCACAUGGAGAUGGGCUGUUUGAUGUCUCCCCUUGCUUAGACAUGGAAGAAAGCCAUGUCUCCCUAUA